This is a messenger RNA of Mauremys reevesii (Reeves's turtle), 2359 nucleotides long. RefSeq names its product proline-serine-threonine phosphatase interacting protein 1 (gene PSTPIP1). The transcript is spliced from 15 exons. NCBI's taxonomy places the organism in Eukaryota, Metazoa, Chordata, Testudines, Geoemydidae. The record is from RefSeq and is a predicted model, not a curated record. Gene Ontology annotation, cellular component: actin filament; cytoplasm; plasma membrane. Gene Ontology annotation, molecular function: actin filament binding. Gene Ontology annotation, biological process: actin filament polymerization. Bases 200 to 1423 code for a protein of 407 amino acids.
UCUCUUCACAGUAGCAGAUGGAGCUUCCUCAAACUGCCCAGUGCUGUUUUUCAUUUUAAAAGAGACAGGACUGUGGAAGUGUUUCACUUUCUGCUCUAGCUGGUGUAUAGUAACAGCAGCAAAGCUGAGUGCCGCUGCUACUCCGCUCUCAGAGCAAACCUGUUAAAGGAUUUUUCCCCCCCUUGAUAAAUCAAUAGGCAUGACACAGCUGCAGUUCAAAGAUGCAUUUUGGUGCAAGGAAUUCACUGUCCACUCUGGCUAUGAGGUGCUUCUCCAGCGAAUGUUGGAUGGCAGAAAGAUGGCAAAAGAUGUGGAGGACUUGCUUAAACAGAGGGCACAAGCAGAAGAGAGAUAUGGGAAAGAGCUGGUUCAAAUUGCUCGAAAAGCAGGAGGACAAACCGAAAUCAACACUCUGAAGGCAGCAUUCGAGGUCCUAAAGCAACAAAUUGAAAAUGUUGGAAACUCUCAUAUCCAACUGGCAUUGAUGCUGAAGGAUGAACUGAAAGGAAUAGAGGAGUUCAGAGAAAGACAGAAGGAGCAACGAAAAAAGUACGAGACUGCAAUGGAUCGUGCGCAAAAGAGCAAGGUGUCCCUUUAUAAGAAAACAAUGGAGUCAAAGAAGACCUACGAGCAGAAGUGCAAGGAUGCAGACGAGGCUGAGCUGGCCUUCGAGAGGAUAAGCGCUUCAGGCAACCAAAAGCAAACAGAAAAGAGUCAGAACAAAGCCAAGCAAUAUAAAGACACAGCAAAUGAAGCAGAAAGGGUGUACAAGCAGUAUAUAGAACAGCUGGAUAAGGCCAGAAUAGAGUGGGAGAAGGAACAUAUCAGCACCUGUGAGGCCUUUCAGCUCCAGGAAUGUGAUCGUAUCACCAUCCUCCGGAACUCCCUUUGGGUUCACUGUAACCAGCUGUCCAUGCAGUGUGUGAAGGAUGAUGAGAUGUAUGAAGAGGUUCGAGUGAGCUUGGAGAACUGUAACGUAGAAUCAGACAUGGAUUACUUUAUUAAGAAUAAAAUGACAGGAACAGAUCCACCAGUUCCAAUAGGAUAUGAGAAUUAUUAUGCCAGAGAAUCUCCUAGAUGUAGCAACAGCCCAGUCCAGUCUUGUGGGAUGAUGAAAAGAUUCUCCGGAUUGUUACAUGGAAAUAGCAGAAACUCCAGUGAAACCAUCAUUCCCACAGCCCCUCCUAUAGACGAGAAAGUGGAUGGAGUCUACGCCGCUAUUAAUGUGGGUGAACAAGCAGCAACCACACCAUCACAGGACUACAGAGUGCUCUACGACUAUACAGCCCAGAACACCGAUGAACUGGACAUCAGUGCAGGAGACAUCAUAACAAUCAUUGCAGAAGGCGAGGAUGGUUGGUGGACAGCAGAAAGGAAUGGUCAACAAGGAUUUGUACCAGGGUCUUACCUCGAAAAGCUUUGAUGAAAAGAUGCAUCUGCUUUAAGACCUUAAAAAUACCUUAUUCUCUAAAAUGGCACACAUGGUCUGCCAGUGUUCACCAAGAGGAGCCCAUAUCAUUGUCUUCUAAGAUUAUCACUUGGGGCUAACAAAUUGUCCAUGCCUUUUUCUUCAGGCCUCCCUCCCCACACUGGAGUCUUCCCAGAGACACUACAGGUGUUCCCCUCUUACAAAGGCUUUUAUCCCUUUGACUGUUCCAUCAACAUUGCAUUGAACACAUUCCCUCAGCACCUCAAAAUUACGACAAGUAUGGAAAAAACAAAACAAAUUUCUCUGCACAAAAAAAAAUUGCUUACAAAAAUGGAAUAUAAGAAAUGUCCCUCAGUAAGUCUGUAUCACCUCCUGACAGGCUUGGAGACACUCUAAUUGGUAGAGAAUAUGACUGUUAGCACAAAUUAUCUCUUUCUUUAUCUGCAUAAGUAGCAUAGGCAUCUUUGACAGAGGUGUGGAAUACGGGGAUGGUGGUGUGGGUAUGCUGUGCUCAGGAUGAAGACAUAACAGGGUCUAAGCUAUACGACACGAGACAGAAGUUCAUGCAGUCCCUCUCCCCACCCCCAAAUGCACGAAUGGGAGAAACGGGUAAGGAUUCCCCACCUAUUUUAUCAUCAGAGCGACUAGGACGAAUCAAAGAUGAAACGCUGCUUUAAAGAACAUUAAAAGGAUUGUGACAUGCACUGAGCUAAUGAAGAAAACGUAAGCCCUUCCACCCCACCACCAACUCCUCCUGCUAUAAAACCCCAAGUCCUCUAUUGCUCCAUCCUUGUGUGGAAUCCAAAGGCAAAGAGAUCAGGAUAGACCCUGAUCCUUGUUGGAAGUUGCCUUUUUUUAAAUGGCUUGUGUCAUAACCUUAAUAUGAUUUGUUAUGUUUAAAAAUAAAGCUAAGUAAAGGCUUUCACUAGA